Messenger RNA from Neurospora tetrasperma FGSC 2508, 159 nucleotides. RefSeq lists its product as uncharacterized. The annotation marks the transcript as partial. The transcript has a single exon. NCBI's taxonomy places the organism in Eukaryota, Fungi, Ascomycota, Sordariomycetes, Sordariales, Sordariaceae. The record is from RefSeq and is a predicted model, not a curated record.
CCGGUCUUAUUUAUAAAGAAAUUAGGAAGUAGAAUCUAUAUUUAUAUUAAUUAUGGAGGCGUUAAUAAUAUUACUUUUAAAUUAUACUACCUAUUCCCGUUUAUUAAAGAGAUUCUAAAUACAAUUUGCUAUAUUAAAAUUUUUACGAAAUUCGAUAUA